This is a messenger RNA of Solanum tuberosum (potato), 2507 nucleotides long. RefSeq names its product FRIGIDA-like protein 5. The transcript has a single exon. The coding region runs from base 77 to 2338 and encodes 753 amino acids. NCBI's taxonomy places the organism in Eukaryota, Viridiplantae, Streptophyta, Magnoliopsida, Solanales, Solanaceae. The record is from RefSeq and is a predicted model, not a curated record.
AUAACAGUUUAACAGGUUCAUACAUUUCCUCCGUUUAGGGCUUCGAUCCUUUUUUUCUCAUACUCCAAUUAAUGCCAUGGAUAAACCGGCGGAUUACAGCGCCGGCGCCGGCGCCAGGGCUACUCCAUCAUUGGCCAAGCAAUUACUCCGAGCAGAACAGAAACAUCAAACAGGAAACUCUUCGUGGCAGCAGAAACAGUCGGAAUUACAACAAUCUCCAACAUAUUCUCAGGAAUUGAUCAAUGCCAAUCUCUGCAAACUCUCCGACGGUCUCUCGGCAUUCCAACGAUGCUUAGGUGAGCUACACAGACACAUUGAUACCAUUCGUACCUCAAUCGACUCCUCUGUGCUACUUCUAUCGCUCCCAAAUAAUACAACUCCGUCAGCACCUGCACUCCCAGCACCAGCCCCAGCCGCAGAACCAUCUGACCCCUCCGAAGAGGAAGAGGAAGAGGAAGAGGAAGAGGAGGAGGAAGAAGAAGAAGAAGAAGAAGAAGAGGAAGAGGAGCAACAAUUGAAAUCUCCUCCUCGUUCACAACCUAAAUCGUCAAAAGAAGGAGAGGAAGAGAAACAACAACUGAAAUCCCCUCAUCGUCCAGAGCCGGAAUUGUUUCGUAUAGAGCUGAAAUCCCCUCCUCGUCCGGAGCCGAAAUCGUUUCGUAUAGAGCUGAAAUCAUCCUCUCCUCGUUCUAGUUCAGAGGUGAAAAUCCUCUGCGAAACAAUGAAUAGUCAUGGUCUGCGGAAGUACAUGAUAAGGCGUCUCUCAUGUUUAAAGACGCUGCAACAAAAAGUCCCCAAGGCAUUGAAACUCUCGCCUAAUCCUGCAAGGCUGAUAUUGGAAGCUAUAGGCAUGUUUUAUACUCAAGGGAGCAAUACUUAUGUUGAAGGCUCACCUUUGAUCACGGAAAGACGGGCUUUAGUAUUGCUUUUGGAGUGCUUCUUGAGAAUGAUAGGUGAGGGCGAGGGCGAGGGAAGCUCUGUUGAGAUUGAAAAUGGAGAGAAGGAAGAGGCAGGGCAAGCAGCUUUAGCAUGGUAUAGGAGAUUGAAUUUUGAAGGAGGUAUACUAAAAGCUCAGGAAAUUGAUGCUCGGGGUUUGUUGUUGUUUAUUGGGUGUUUCGGGAUUCCACAAGCAUUUAGAAAUGAGGAUAUCAAGGAUUUGCUGCACCAAAGUUACAUCAAGAUGAUUUCUAGCUCCGUCAGGAGAUCAAGUGUUCUCAUGGCAAAGAUUCCGGAAAUAAUAGAAGGGAUGCUGAAUCAAAAUAUGGUAGUUGAUGCCGUUUAUUUUACCUUUUGUUUUGGUCUUGAAGAUAGAUUUAACCCUCAAAGACUAUUGACAUCAUUUCUACAUGAGUCUGAAGUGUCAUUAUGCAAUAAAAUUCAGACUUUUGAACAAAAUAAAGGAUCAAAAGAUUCAGCUCUUCAAGAGAUUAUUGGAGCUAAAAGGAGGUACUUGGGUACUUUGAAAUCUGUCAUCCAAUGUUUGGGACGUAACAACAUUGAUCAUUCAAAAUUUCUUUCAGAGUGGCAAAUCGGCGAGAAAGUAAUAGGUUUGGAGAAAGAAAUUACUCAAUUCAGGAAGAAUCUGAAAGAUGAACAAAGAAUGGUACAAAAGAGAAAAAAUGAUGAAACUGAGUGGUUGAAAAACAAAGAAAUGAAACACUCACAUUUUCCUAAUCCAUGGACGCCACAACAGAGAGUCGUUAACCAUGUCGAUAGAAGCAAUACCUUGUUAGAAGGUGAUAGAACGGCUGGACACUUUUAUGGUCAUUCUGUGUGCCCUUCGGUAUAUCAUGGACCUGUUGCAGGCUCGAUUCAUGAAAAUAUUGUUGGCUCGCUGGCAGGACCUAUGGGAGGUGUGGCCAUGGCUGUACCUGGAGCAGGUAUAUCAGCAGGCACCGAUGUUGUUCUGAGUCGAGUUGAUGGAUCUCUUCGUGAUGCAACUGUGUAUGACAGGCUGCCCUCCCACAGAUAUGCCUAUAGGCCGUCAUCGUACUUGGAAGGGCCAAACACCAUAGCCGGUGAUGCGUAUAGUAGGCCUCCACCAUACAUGCAAAACUCAAUGGGGUUGCCAAACACCACACCUGGUGAUGUUAAUAGGCCACCACCAUACUCACAAGGCUCUGCAGGGUUGCCAAAUAUCAUAACUGGUGAUUUUUAUAGGCCUCCACCACACUUGGGAGGCUCUACACAGCUGUCAAACACCAUACCUCCACCAUAUCAGCUUGCUGCUACUGGUCCAACAACUGAGCUAUACCGGAGCAUUGGCUCACAAGCAGUUGAUGCUGUUCCAUCUGGUGCGAUUGCUCAUCCUUCAUCCUCUUUGUACUGGCAAAGAUAGUUUUGAGUUCUUAUUUAGAAAAUUGUCAAAUAUGAAGAUGAGAUACAUGCUUGUGGACGUGCAAUUUGUAUAUAAAUAGAUUAGGAACCUACAUAGAUAUUAAAUCUUUUGAAUCUCAACAAUAAUAGCGCCUUUUCCUCCUCUUCUCUAUAAUUUGUUAAUUUUUUCA